Messenger RNA from Apus apus (common swift), 2786 nucleotides. RefSeq names its product cyclin dependent kinase inhibitor 2C (gene CDKN2C). Gene Ontology annotation, biological process: regulation of cyclin-dependent protein serine/threonine kinase activity; negative regulation of cell population proliferation. The record is from RefSeq and is a predicted model, not a curated record. The transcript has 3 exons. The coding region runs from base 740 to 1243 and encodes 167 amino acids. Lineage: Eukaryota; Metazoa; Chordata; Aves; Apodiformes; Apodidae. Gene Ontology annotation, molecular function: cyclin-dependent protein serine/threonine kinase inhibitor activity; protein kinase binding. Gene Ontology annotation, cellular component: nucleus.
GGGGAAAGGAAAAAAAAAAAUAAAAAGAGAGAGAGAGAGAAGAGAGAGAAACCGGCUUCGUGUCCGUAGGAAACAGAAGUAGGGAUUGUUUGUGCUUAAAAAAGGGGGAGCGCAAAGUCGCGGGCGGAGGCAGCGGCCGCGGACCGGCAAGUGCAGCUUCACUUCGCGGCGCUGGAAGAGGAGGCGAGCGGCUGUCACUGCGCGCCGGGCGGCUGCCCCGCACCGCGGGCACCCGCGCAGCCCCCGCCCCGCUCGCUGCUCGCCCUCGGCUCCCGCUCGGGGCGAGAGGCGCGGCCGCAGCCGGGCAGCGGCGGGACGGCCCAGCUCCGCGGCUCCCCCGCGCCCUGAGCGCCGGCGGCGGGACGCGGCAGCCCCAUCCGCCCGCCCGCCCGCCCCGCCGGACCCGCCGCCGCCCUCCUGGAUGCUCCGGAGCCGCCGCCGGCCGGGAUCGCGCCCGCCCGCUGCGCGGAGGCUGCGCGGGGCGGCGGGAGUGAAGCUGCUGCGCGGAGCGGGAGCGGCGAGGGAAGCAGCAGCCGGGCGGCCGGACAGCCCUGCCGUGUCCUCCGCGGGCGCGGCUCGUCUCGCUCGGCCCUGCCCGGCCCGGACUAGAGCGGCGGAGUGGGAUGAAAGGGGGGAUCCCGAGAGGGAGUGGUGGAUGCACACUGCUACGGAAGACUUUUCUUCGGAGCUGUUGCGGCUCAAGUCUCAGAUCCCGACUGUGAACAGGUCACCCUAAAGAAUGGCCGAGCCUUCUGGGAACGAGCUGGCGUCCGCGGCUGCCAAGGGGGACCUAGUGCAACUUACUAAUUUGUUGCAAAAGAAUGUAAACGUCAAUGCACAAAAUGGAUUUGGGAGGACUGCGCUGCAGGUCAUGAAACUGGGGAACCCCGAGAUUGCCCGGAGGUUGCUCAUGAAGGGGGCGAACCCCAAUCUGAAAGACAGUACUGGCUUCGCUGUAAUUCAUGAUGUAGCCAGAGAGGGUUUUCUGGACACUUUGCAGACUCUGCUGGAGUUUGAAGCUGAUGUUAACGUUGAGGAUAACGAGGGCAACCUGCCCUUGCACUUGGCGGCCCGGGAGGGGCACGUACGGGUGGUGGAGAUGCUGCUGGAGCACGGGCAGUGCAAGGUGGGCCACCAGAACAAGCGGGGGGCCACCGCCUACGACCUGGCCAAGCUCUACAAGAGGUCCUCCGUGGUGAAGCUCUUAGAGGACAGCAGCUUCUUCCCUGCAGACAUGAAUUAAAAUCCAACCUGGACGUGCCCGCCUUUGGACAUUGCGGCUUUCAGCCUUCUUCUUUCUUUCUUCCUUUUGAAUAACAUUUGUAGCUACCUUUUUAUUUUUGUUUUGUUUUGUUUUGUUUUGUUUUUAUUUUUUUAAAAACAUCUUCUAGUGUAAGUCUCAAGAAAUUCUAGAGGUGGGGUUUUAGGUCGUGGAAAUGUUUUAAAUCAACGCUCCCAGCGAUUUCUUACACCUGCCAUUUACCGACUGCUCACAGACCCGGCCGUGUAUCUGUUGGUUGCUCAUACUAAGUUUUCCAAGUAUCGACUUUUGCCAUUUCUUUUAGGUCAUUAAGUAAUGAAUACAAGAGCUACAUAUUCACAUGCUUAAUGUUGCUGGACUUUUAAGAAAAGGAAAGAGCUGACUGUGAUGUCUCCCACCUCUAAACUCCAGCUCCCUCCCCCCCCGCCCCCGGCUCCUCUCCCCCUCCGGUCAGGCUUGAGAGUUCGAAGUCCGGUUUUGGCUUAAAACAGCCUUUUAAGGGGUAACCUACAACCCUCUGCUCAGGCAGAGCUUGAAGUCAAAGGCUGCUUGGCCUGAGGACAGAGGAUGGCGCUUAGAGGCUUUGGGGAAUAGCUGCAUUUUCACACUAACAAGAGCUUGUAGAAGUAGGUCACUUACUUUCUAAAUGUAGAUGACACUUUUCCCCUUUGUGUAUUUAAACUUUCACCAAGCUGGUUUUGAAUUUAGUUACCAGAAACAGUGUAAGUGGUGUUUUUUUGGUUGCCAGAGGUUUUAAACAACUCAGUUGAGUAGUUCGUGUUUACUGUGCACUGAACAAGAUGGUUUUUUCUAGUUUCAAAACAAGCAGCAGAGAGUCACUGGCAGAGGCAGGGGGACACGGAGGCUGCCACACACCAAGUUUUCUGGUCUCUUCGUAAACUGAGUGGCGUUUAGAUGCUCUUUAAGGAAUAUUUGCUUUCCACCAACUCUUCUGUCUUGCCUGGGAAGAAACUAUUUUAAUGACAUAGAUGCAUCUCACAGAACAGGAAUAUUUGAAUACAGUGACACUUCGGAAGCAGCACGUUUGGUAUUCGGGAACUCAUGUUAUUGUUUGCACCUAAACACGAUUUAACCACUGAAAAAUUUCCAUUGCGAUACAGCUGAGAGUAUUAAUCAGACCAAAACUCAUUUACCUCUCCAGCUACAACAGGAGCUAACGAAGCUCAGCAGUACAUCAGAAAAAAAUAUAGUAUUAUACUUUUAAUAUAUGUACAGGAACUAAUUAUUGGGCAGAUGGGGAGUUUAUUUUGAAUAGUGUAAAUUUUAAUUGCGCAAUAUAUAAGGCUUCAAAUAAUUGUAAAAUUAAGAGUACUUAAAAUAGUACCUAAAGGAGGAGGGGUGUACAUUAGUUUAGAUUUUUAACUCUUCAAAAAGUAUUUUAGCCCCAAAGAAUCAGUUACUAUCGUUUUCGAGUAAAAAGUAAUUUGCUGAAGCUGUCUGCCAGGUUUCCUAUAAACUGUCACACUGCUGUGUUUUCUGAUUAAAAACCUCUGGGAAACAUGAA